Molecule: messenger RNA, 612 nt
Organism: Halteromyces radiatus
Lineage: Eukaryota; Fungi; Mucoromycota; Mucoromycetes; Mucorales; Cunninghamellaceae
Exons: 2
Biological process (GO): mitotic spindle organization
Cellular component (GO): cytoplasm; dynactin complex
Source: RefSeq, a predicted model, not a curated record
GCCAAAGCUCAACAACAAGGCAAAGUGGUGGACGUGGAUGAACGCAUUGCAAGGAUAGAAAAACUUGUGGGAACUUGUUCUGGUCAAGGCUUUGAUACUAUUCCAGCCAACUUCGCAACAACUUCUCUUAUACACUCAUUAUCAAAACUUGAACAACAAAUCACUUUACUUGCUCAGCCACGUCAUUUGGAUACUGUGAUGCGAAGAAUCAAGGUAUUGAAUAGCGAAUUGGAUCGAUCUCAAGAAUUGAAGUCAGGAGGACGAAAGGAUCAUGUUUAUGGCGGUUUAGCUGGUCUAUCCACUACUAGCUCAAAUGUAUCAGUAACUGGACUUGGCAACAACGGUAACAAUAGCUUGGCUAGUAAGGAAGAUCAAAGCGGUGGACUUUCCAACGAUGCUGAAGAAAAAGUCAAUCAUCUAUUUGCGACUAUGGAAAAGGUGGACCCAUUAUUAAACCUGACCCCAGCAUUAUUGACACGUCUGAAAGCUUUACAAGGUUUACAUACUGAGGCAGCUACUUUUGGUCGAUCUAUCAAGGUCAUAUCGGAAGAACAAACACGAAUGACCGAAGAAAUCAAAAGUUUGGAUUCCACAUGUGCAUUGGUAAAAUAG